AUGGGUGUCUGCCUAGGUGUUGCACAUAGUUUCAUGGAAUCCGAAACCGAAAUGCUUACAACAGCUCACCUCGAAAAAUCCUCAAUCACAGCCAUACCAAAUCUCCUCCUCCUCAGUGUCCAGAAUAUAGCUGUUCUAGCUACUCUCUCAGCAUUUGGUAUCUACACACCUGCUGUUAUCGGUAUCGGCAUCAUGACUAGUAAUCUGCAAGCACACGCUUUGUCUGACUCAGGUGGUUUGAACUCUUCACCAUCAUGGGGGUCAAGCCCGCUCGAUACCAGACGGAGACGAAGAGCACACCCAAGAGAUAUCUCUGCUGCAACUCCUCGUACCGAAGAUGGAAGCUCAUAUCAUGUGGCUGAAGUUCUGAUCAGGAAGCUUGAGAAACUUGGCGGACAGUUAACUGGAAAGUAUCCCAGAUUCGAGAGCCCGGGGCAUCUGCCAAACCUUGCUGCUUUGGAUCUCAAAAGCAGGCAAAACGACAAUACUUUUCAAACUAAAGCCGCCUCGCUUGUCUCCAGAGUAUAG
This is a messenger RNA of Sclerotinia sclerotiorum 1980 UF-70, 528 nucleotides long. RefSeq lists its product with no specific name. NCBI's taxonomy places the organism in Eukaryota, Fungi, Ascomycota, Leotiomycetes, Helotiales, Sclerotiniaceae. The transcript is spliced from 3 exons. Bases 1 to 528 code for a protein of 175 amino acids. The record is from RefSeq and is a predicted model, not a curated record.